AUGUUAUUAUAACUGUCAACAUUCAUGUGUACAUUGUUAUCUAGGUAAAUGUUUGCAAUGUUUACAAGGCUAUUUAUUGAAAGAAUAAAGAAACUUUUCCAUAUGAACUAUCUAUAAAAUUAAUAUGACUAUCAGAAUUUAGCUUCAGUAAUUACUCAAACAUAAUUAUUCUUUUAAUAAAAUAGUUUUCUCUCAACCAUUAGCCUCUAAUCAUUUGGAUUAUAGAGCAUUUAAAAUAUGGAGUAAAUCAAAUAAAUAUAUUUUACAUAUUUUUAAAACUCACUUUAAAUUGAUCAAUAAAUUGACUAUUUUGAUGAAAAAGGCCAUUGUAUGAUUCACUAUUUGAAAUAGAAAGAAAAUACUAUUAUCUACGCAAAUUGUUUUGAAAGUGAAAUUGAAUGUUAAUAAAUGUGUGUAUCAUGCACAAUUUUAUAAUGUUAACUUAUCCUAAAAGAUAAAUUAGAAUAGGCCUGUAUUCAAAUUUGUGGAGAUGGUAUUUUAGCUAAAAAUGAGGAAUGUGAUACUCAAGUUUAAAAUAACUUAGGAACCUGCGCAAAUUGUAAAUAGAACUGCCCUACUAAUUGCUAGUUUUGUAAAUUAGGAAUUUGCAUUAAUUGCUAAAUAGGAUAUUAAUUAGAUCUAAUUAAUAAUUCAUGUAAUUCUAUUUGUGGUGAUCAACUCAUAACACUUUCAGAAACAUGUGAUGAUGGAAACAAUAUUAUUUAUGAUGGUUGUCAUAAUUGUUAAUUUUAAUGUCAAGAAAUAUGCAGUAAUUGUCAUUAUGGAAAUGCUUUUCAUGUCUAUAAAUCUACUUUUAUGAUUAAUAAAUAGGAAAAUGCAGUGAUAAGAAAUAAUGUAAUGAAGAAAAAGGAUUAUAUUAUGAUGAACAUGAAAAUAUAUGCUUUACAAAGUGCGGAGAUCACAUUAAAGCUAGUAAUGAAUAGUGUGAUGAUGGAAAUGAAUAGGCUAAUGAUGGAUGUGAUUAAUGCUAAUCGAAUAUAAGGUUAAUGCAUCUAGUGUGUAGAAGGAUACAAUAUUUAAAACUAGAUUUGUGUUAGAACAUGUGGCGAUGGGAGAGUUCUUGAAUCUGAAAUGUGUGAUAAUGGAAAUGAUAACUCAAGAGAUGGUUGCACUCAGUGUAUUAUAGAUAUUGGCUUUUAAUGUAUAGUAGUAGAACAAAAGAGUUUUUGUUUCCUUUGCCAUGUGAAUUGUGCAAAUUGUAUUAAUAUCAAGGGCGAUAUUAAAUGUUCUUCAUAUCAAAAGGGUUAUUUUUUACAUGAUAAUGAGUGUCAUCAAUGCUCUGAGUAAUGCGAGGAUUGUGAAAGGUCCCCGAAUAAGUGUACAUAAUGUAAAAUUGAUAAAUGUCAAAGGUGUCAUAAUUAGUUAGGAUUAUAUGCUGAUUACAAUAUAAGAAAAUGUGUAACUUAAUGUGGAGAUCACAUUAAAGCAGGAUAUGAAUAGUGUGAUGAUGGUAAUAAAUUAGAUUAAGAUGCCUGCAAUUCUUUUUGUUAAAUUGAGAAGGGCUCUGAAUGCACGAGUAAUUUUUGUAAAAAGAUUCCUGAAAAAUAAGUAGAAGUUACCUUUUCUAAUUCAAGCACUACUAAUAAUCUAGAAUUAAAAAGUGAGAUUGAUUUAUUAACACUUUGCACAUUAAUCUAAAUCAAAAUUGUUUCUUUUAAAUGCAUGAGUUUAAUCAUACUUUAACUCCAUUUUUAAUAGAUUAAACAUCCUCUUAUGCAUGCUAAGUUGACUUUUAGUUCGAUAAAACUAUUACAGAAAUCAACCUGA
Messenger RNA from Paramecium tetraurelia, 1788 nucleotides. RefSeq lists its product as uncharacterized. The transcript has 3 exons. NCBI's taxonomy places the organism in Eukaryota, Ciliophora, Oligohymenophorea, Peniculida, Parameciidae. The record is from RefSeq and is a predicted model, not a curated record.